Molecule: messenger RNA, 1137 nt
Organism: Capronia epimyces CBS 606.96
Lineage: Eukaryota; Fungi; Ascomycota; Eurotiomycetes; Chaetothyriales; Herpotrichiellaceae
Exons: 3
Coding region: 1-1137 (378 amino acids)
Source: RefSeq, a predicted model, not a curated record
AUGCGUUAUCCCUCGUUGAGCGUCGCGCAAAGUACUUACACUGUGCCGGUCAUGUCGAGCAUGGUCGGCUAUGACUCCGACCCGACAUUUGAGUUCCUGACAGAUGAUGUUCUGUCAGGGACCAGCACCACGGACUUGAACAUGGCAUCAUCAAGUUACCAAGGACAAGGCCAGACACCGGACCUGUUGAACUCCGGAUACAUGCCUAUGGAGACCGGCAUUUACACUUCAGGGAUGAUGAACAACUUUUUUUCUCCGGAUCUUUCAUGGCAGAACCGGGUCUUGACGCCGCCCCCAGAGGACUAUGUCCAGGAGAUCUUGCCCCAUAGUUUCUUAUCUGCCCAGGACUACGAGCCGGAGCCGUACCAGGGUGACCGGAACCUUGCCGCUUUCGGGACCAAUGUCACCCCGAAGUCCCCGUCGUACAGAGUUGCGCAACGAAGCCCUGUUCAGCCAAGGCCGAUCCGAUCCGCCUCGGAACGGAGUGAUUCGUCUGGAGAACACGCCACUGUGCACGUCGAAGCCCCGGCUCUCAGAGACGACACGGUCGACAAAGUCAAGGCCAGAAGUGAUCCCCUUUAUGAUACCAAGGCCGACAAGGAUGGAUGGUACCAUUGCCCCAUGUUCAUCGAAGCUAAAUGCGCCCACAAGCCCACGAAACAGAGAUGCAUCUACAAUAAAUACCUGGAUUCCCAUUUGAGGCCUUACCGGUGCAAGUUUGCGGAUCGGCCAGAGUGCGAGGAUGCCCGGUUUUCUUCCAACGCAUGCCUUUUCCGGCAUGAAAGGGAGGCCCAUGGACUACACAAUCACGGAUUGAACCCAUUUCUUUGCAAAUUCCCGGAUUGCGAUCGUGCUCGAGAUGGAAAUGGAUUUCCUCGACGCUGGAACCAGCGAGAUCACAUGAAACGAGUGCAUGAUUAUGUCGAGGAAGACUCGCCCAGGGAUCGUACAACUACCCCGGACCAGCCCAAGCGGAGAAAAGUCCCGGAUACACUGACCUCGACGCCCAUGAAGCGGACCGGCUCGUCAGCUUUGGCCAGAGCUCAGGCCAUAGCUGGUGCCACCGUCCAGCCCAGGUACUAUGGUCGUACCGUCAGCCAGGCUCGGUACAGCACUCCAUGCAUGUACGCUGGCUAG